GGGUGAUCUUAGUACAUUCAUAUUAAGAGUGGCACGAAAAAUUUCACCAACUCUCCAACCGCUGACCGUCGUCGUCGACUGUCGUUUGGAUCGGUUGGUCGUGUCGGUGUACGCAAACUAGGUCAAAUGAUGUGUUAGCAUAUAGAGUAGAGAGUUGACGUGAGAAGAAAAUAAAAGCAGUGUGGCAGAAGUGUACGCCUCACUCUGAUUUAUGCUGCGCGCACGAGGGAAAGCUAUCCUGCGAGUCCCCGAAUAUCAUCUAGAAUCAUCGGCUGAGCGGGCCACCUCCAGGCAGGGUUGGGUUGAGAAAAUUCACUUCGCGGCGAUGUCUUUAUUUGUUUGUUGACGUCGCCGUACAAUGGGAGUAGUGAUCUGAAUAGAACGGACACAACUUACAUAUCGGUGAGGUUGUAAAUUUUAGUGACGAAACAAAUUGUGCUUUUUACCAUAGGAAACCAAUUGUGCUAGUGUAUUUUUUUUUAAUUCGAAAUCCAAUGUGAACGUGAAGCUCCAAAUUGCGUGUAAUCCAAAUUAGUUACCGGUGUUCUAAAUUGCUGAGUAACCUGCAAUCAUAUCUCGGGGAAGUGCGGCGACAGAUUAGUGGCUGCCGGUGGUAACAAAUUGAUUCAGUUUAUCAAAAAUUGUGAAGAAGAAGGCAAAGCAAACGCGCUGAAGAGAGCAAAAUGUCGUUUCGUGUUGUGAGAAGUUCAAAAUUUCGGCAUGUUUACGGCCAGGCGCUGAAACGUGAACAAUGCUACGACAACAUCAGAGUCUCCAAAAGCAGCUGGGACUCCACGUUCUGUGCGGUCAAUCCAAAGUUCCUCGCCAUCAUCGUCGAAUCGGCCGGUGGAGGUGCCUUCAUCGUGCUGCCACACAAUAAGGUUGGACGUAUCGCAGCAGAUCAUGCCCUGGUGGGAGGACACAAAGGACCUGUACUGGAUAUUGCAUGGUGUCCACACAACGAUAAUGUGAUCGCUUCCGGAUCAGAAGACUGUGUAGUCAAGGUGUGGCAGAUCCCAGACGGCGGACUGACACGAACCUUAACCGAACCCGUGGUAGAUCUCGUGCACCACCAGCGGCGAGUAGGUCUGGUGUUAUGGCAUCCCUCAGCCCUGAACAUUCUCCUCACGGCCGGAUCAGACAAUCUGAUCGUAAUCUGGAACGUUGGCACCGGUGAGGCGCUGGUGCUGAUCGAAUGCCAUCCGGAUACAAUCUACAGCGCUUGCUGGAACUGGGACGGGUCGCAACUGGUGACCACAUGUAAAGAUAAGAAAAUCCGCAUACUCAACCCCCGGACGGGAGAAAUUCUGACCGAGGCUAUUGCACACGAAGGAUCGAAGGCGACACGUGCAAUAUUUUUACGACACGGACUCAUUUUUACGACUGGCUUCAAUCGAUCCUCGGAACGACAGUAUUCCCUACGAGCGCCGGACGCUUUGGGCGACCCCAUCGUGAUGGUAGAUCUAGAUACAUCCAAUGGAGUGAUGUUCCCGCUGUACGAUCCGGAUACGAAUAUGAUCUACCUGUGCGGUAAAGGCGAUUCGGUCAUUCGGUACUUCGAAGUGACACCAGAGCAACCAUUUGUGCAUUACAUUAAUCAGUUCCAGACACCAGACUCGCAGCGAGCCAUCGGUAUGAUGCCCAAGCGAGGAUGUGAUGUCAGCACCUGCGAACUCGCGCGGUUCUACCGGCUCAACAACGGUGGCCUGUGCCAGGUGAUCUCAAUGAUUGUGCCUCGAAAGAGCGAGCUCUUCCAGGAGGAUCUCUACCCGGAUACGCUCGCCGAUGAGGCGUCCAUAUUGGCGGAAGAAUGGAUCUCUGGGUCAGACGUAGACCCUCAGCUAGUAUCACUAAAAGAUCGUGUUUUCGUUGAAAAGGGUGGAUACGUUUCGCAAUCCCAGAGCACCGUGCUGACGGUAACGAAGAAAUCCAACGUCCUGGACAAAAUGCGUGGACCAAAGAGCUCCUCAGCAGCAGCCACCACGACACCUGCGGUCACAUCCAAUGGAUCCUCCGGCGCAUCCAACGGAACAACGCAAUCGAGCACGUCCAACGCCGUCAGUCACCAAGCGGAGCCAACAGUAGUCAUAAGCGGAGUAUCGGAACAAGCCCUAACUGACCUGCGCAGUAAGUUCGAAGAUGAGUUCAGGAAACUGAAGGCAAUCAUCGUGAAACACGAGAACCGUAUCCGCUCCCUAGAGGCGACCGUGAAGGCCAUGGCCGAUCGGGGAUUAACCGAAACCGAUACGCCCCUGCUCAACACCUCGACGCCUUCACCUACCAUCGCCGGAACGAACCAAUCGGUGGCAAACGCCCACGAUGACCACCAUGGCGACGGCAGUGGCCACUACACCAACACGACCCUAGCCCCGGAUGAAGUGUAAAGAGAUCAAGAUCAAGUGAAAAAGAGAGCAUGAUGCAUCCAGUCAAGAGCACACAACCUGAACAAAUCAAUUGGAAUUGGCAUACUCAAGCAGUGAAUGUACUUGGUAGGUACUGGCAAAGAAAGCAAACUACUUCAUAUUAGAUUGAUGCAUGUGAAACUACAUUAAAAACAAAAACGUGUAAGAACUGUGGCUUAAGCAGGAAACAGAUGCAUGCACCGACACAAGCAAAGAGGAAAACGCGAGCGCUCAAACAAAAGUUUUUUAAAUAUUAUUUUUAAAAUAAUAUAUAAAGUAAAACAAAUUGUGUGAAAAGAAGAAUAUUUAUUUGUAUUGAUUUUUAUUGCAAAACCCAGAGAGAAAGAAAGAAUGUGGUAUCUUCCAAACUCUUAUCAAUUGCGGAGAACAAAAACAAAAUAUUGCCUUGUUGCUUGAAGCUAAAACAACAUACUUAAGAUAGAAAAAAAAACGAAAAAGCCUAUAUGUAAGUGGAACUAAAUCAAACGAAACAACUAAAACCUUUGUAAAUUUAAUAUCAGAAGCAGGAGAAACUUAUUAUAAAUUUACUUUUAUUAGAA
Molecule: messenger RNA, 2962 nt
Organism: Armigeres subalbatus
Lineage: Eukaryota; Metazoa; Arthropoda; Insecta; Diptera; Culicidae
Gene: coro
Product: coronin-1C-A
Exons: 6
Coding region: 684-2384 (566 amino acids)
Biological process (GO): actin filament organization
Molecular function (GO): actin filament binding
Source: RefSeq, a predicted model, not a curated record